Brassica napus (rape) is the source of this 4312-nucleotide messenger RNA. Its product is annotated as CASP-like protein 5C1. Gene Ontology annotation, cellular component: membrane. The transcript has 3 exons. The coding region runs from base 2530 to 2991 and encodes 153 amino acids. The record is from RefSeq and is a predicted model, not a curated record. Lineage: Eukaryota; Viridiplantae; Streptophyta; Magnoliopsida; Brassicales; Brassicaceae.
GGCGAAGGGUUUGAAUUAAUCGCAGACUGUUCAACGUAAAACUUGGCGUGAAUUUCGUUAUGACGACUUACUGGAAUUGAUCCAUCGUUUACUUUAUCAUAAGUAAAAGUGAUAUAUCUGAAAUAUUUGUUCUUGUUUGAUUUUGAUGACGCACAUCCCUCUGCUACAUUUAGAUGCAAAGUUGCAAAUGGAAAAAAUCAUUAGAUGGCCCAUGUAAAUUAUCAGGCCUAUUAGGCCCAUGCAUUUCUUUGGACAACCAAAAUAAUAAUUUUGAGGUGUAUCUAGAAUUUUCAUUUUCAUUUUUCACGGAUGAUAAUACGACAAAGAGAAAAUCAGAGUCAUACUUUGUAAUCGUCGUUCAUUUCCGUCUCGUCUUCGUCGUGGCUGAACUCCACUGCCGGUGUUCUUCUCCGCCGUGAUUCAAGCCUUUCCCAAAACAGCAGCAAGCUCUCCGGUUACAUAUGUUGCUCGUUAUCACUCCAAGCGACCACGACAAUCUUCCUCGAUCCGCCUCUGUAACCCGUCUCAGCUCUCCUCCGCCAUGGAAUCAAGCUUUUCCGUCGCCGGAUCCUCCACCAUCAUGCUCCAGAUCCGGGAGAGAAAGGUCGUGAGCUCCAAUGGCCAUUCUUGGCUUAUUUUCAAGUCUGAUCCUUUGUCUUUGGAUAAUUACUCUUUGAUCCCAAAAUUAUCAGAUUUGCAGAACAUAUAUCUCUAAUUGACCCCAAGUCUUUCAAUUGUUUAAUUGUAACCCAACUUAACUUUUUAAUAAAAAACUAGCAGAGCACAAAAUCUAAAGUGUCUCUUAACUAAAAUUCUAGUCAACAAUUAUAUACUAAAAUAACCAUUAAGAGAUAUUAAUGGAGUUCGUGGGUUAAUCAUGCUCUUAUAUGUAUUGGUUGCACUAGCUUUAUUACCUUUUUUGUUGUCGGAGAUCAAACUGAAAAACAGAAUACAACUUCUUUGGUAACUAAUAUCAGAUCCACAAAGGUGUUAGUUAAUUUACUGAAAACAUGGUACCCUCUUCACUUGUGAUUAGAAGCAACUUAAGCUGUAAAGAAACAUGCAGUUAAGAAAUUCAUUUGUUUGACUGUGUGCAUGUAUGAUCUUCUUCCUGAUUCUAAGAGGCAACUAUGUUUUGAUUCUUCAAGAGAUCAUUCUAAUAUUAUGGGCGAAAAGAUUCUAACUUUUCGAAAAUCUGAGAUGGGAGAGAUCGAGGGCGGUGAUAGGUUCUGUGUAUCGGGUCAACAUCCUGUUUGGUUCACUUUGAAGAGUCACGAUGAAGCUACAUAGGAGAGGAGGGAGAGAGCACGAUGGGCAAAUCUUCAUCUUCCUCUAAGAAACUUAAACGCUCCUCUAGAGAAGAUCCCUCUAAGGUACUCUCGAUUCAAUGAUUUUUUUUUUUUUUUUUGUGAUUUACCCAUUAUGUAUACAUAUUAGCAAAGAUCGAAACUUUCGAUUUGAGUUUAUGUAAAGUGUCGACCUUUAGUUACUUUCGAAUUAGGGUUUUGAUGUGUAACUCUUCUUGGAUUGGAAAAAAAACUUAUAUUACUACUGAAUGUUUAACAGAAGAAACAGAGAAAAGCGUUUGUUACCUCCUCAUGAAUCCUUUAAGAUUAUGUGUUCAAGUUCUGUAUUGUAAUUUGAGUUACGUUUAAUCGUUUAAAUCUUUUUUUUUUUGGCUUACUAUUUUUGUUAAUCAAUCUAUUUGUUCUCUCUGAGCUUGUAAAUGUUACGGGAAGUGUUUUUAAAACCGGACCGACCUGAUGGUUGACCGGGUUCGACCAUGAACCGGUUAUAUAGUCGGGUUGGACCUAAUAAUUGGUUCGACCAUGAACUGACGACGUAGAUGGUUUGGAUUUCAAAGUUAUUAAACCGAUAAAAGCCACUAAAACUAUAAAAAAUCUAUGAACCAUCCAUUAAAUAUAAAAUUCGUUUAUAUUUAUAAUGUUUUAUGUUUAAAAGUUAUUUAUAUUUUAAUUAUGUAUCAUAUUUAAUAACAUUACUUUAAAAUUUAUAUACUAAAAAUAUAUUAAACCAAAGUAUUGAACCAAGUUUGAUCCGGUCGAACCAUAUUAAACCGUGAUCCAAAAAAAUUCGGUUCAGCUUUCGGUCCGGUUUUAAAAACACUGGUUAUGGGUCUCCAAAAGAUUAUUGAUUCCUACACGUGGAAAGCCAUCAUUUUGUGGGUUAGCUGUUUCACUUUUGGUUUUAAUCACAAGCUAAUUAUUGUGAAUAAAAAGACUAAUUAUUAGUGAUUAAGAUAUCAUAUUUCUAGAUCUUGAUAAUUGCUUGCAACAGCAAGAUGAUGUUUGGUUAAGAAAUAAGAACAAAAUCCAUAAUUAAGCAAAACCAUUAUGCCUUUUAUGAGCCUUUGACCCCAUUGUUGUCACAUCUCUACUUCUGUCUUUCCACCUCUGUCUGCAAAAACAGAGGAACCCUUUCCUCUGUUUCUUACUUUUGUCAAAGUUUAACUCUGAUAAAAGCAUGUAAGAAUGACAAGGAAUAGAAGAGAUAACAAAGUCUCAGUUCAUGGAAGUGGUCAGAACGGCGUCGGUUGGAACAAGCUCAAGCAUUGGUCUACGUCUUGGACAGGUUCUGUUCUCUUCUGCUUCGCUUCUUUUCAUGUGCUUCAACGAUGACGACGAUUUCUACGCUUACACUGCCUUCUGUUAUUUAGUUACAGUGAUGGGUUUAGUAACACCAUGGAGCGUUACGUUAGCCCUACUUGAAGCGUACUCCAUCAUCGUUCAAAGACUUCCUCUGCAAGCAACAGUUUUAUCUGUCAUCGUCUCUGGAGACUUGGUUUUGUCGUUUUUAUCGCUGGGAGGUGCAUGCUCAACGGCGAGCGUGACCGUAAUUUUGAUUGGUGCUGGAGAGAAGCAUUGUGAUCGGUACAAGUUAUCGGCGACAAUGGCGUUCUUGUCUUCGUUUCUUUCCUUUGCUUCCACUUUCUUUAACUUUCGUCUUCUCCCUUCUCUAUUUUCUAGUUAGUCAGAUUUUUGUUUCACCCGUUUAUAGUUAUUUCUCUUUUUAUAGUUCAGAGAAACGUGAUAAAAUUGUAUCUUUGUAGGAAAAUAAUAUAUUCGAAUUGUUUCUCAGUGCAUACAUUAUAGGAUUCGUAUUCUUAGAUAUCCUAAACUCGCACCAAUUUUAUAGUUGUACUUUGGAUCCACUUAUCUUUAGGUACUAAAAUAUUUGAUCGCGCUCACCUAUAUAAUAUUAACCCGAUUAGCUGAACUUUUAUUACUAUUUAUUCAGAAAAAAACAUAGGUCUAGUUUUGAAAUCUUUUUUACGAUAUUUUAAAACCCUACAUUCUGUAUUUGUUUAAUUCAAUUAGCAAAUGUCAUAUCGGAUGCCCCAUUAGAACACUGUAUUUAUAGAAAACUGUUGUAGCAUUUUAACUGUAACAGUUUUGACCUUGUUUCUUGUCAUAUAGUACAUAGUUGGUAAAGCUUAUUGCAGCAUUGCACAUGUGUCUACCUAAACUUUCUAAACUAUAUCUGCACCAAACUUAUCAAAGAAAACUAAGAGCAUCUUAUCCCAUAUACCCUAUCAAGGGUUUCUUUUUUUUUUUUAGUUUUUUUUUUCUAAUUUAAAAAAAAGAAAAUUAAAAAGCAGACCAAUCGCGGAGCGCCACGUGUCGGUGGAACCCGCAAACAGUGCAAAACACACACAUCAGUCGUUUCUUAUUUUGCCCACUUUGCAUACGGUUUUUCUAAAACCUCGGCCCCCCACCGCUUUAGAGACGUUAAAAAUGUAGCGAUAAUAAUGCUCUAAUAGUGACAUAAAACAUAACAAUUAAAAGCCAGGAAAGUAACUUUUUUUAAGAAAAAAUUGCCAAAACACCACAGAAAAACAACUACAUUGUCCCUAUACCAUAAAUCAUUUUUUUGUCAGAUUUGGACUUAGAUACCUCUGGUCAACUUCAAAAAUUCAUAUCAAUUAUUUUAAGAGUCAGAAAAAUAUGAAAAAUUAUUCAAAAUGUACAUAAACAUGAAACAAUCAUAUGAAAAAUAAUUUGGUUGACUAAAUAUUAGUGAAACACAAUUUCAUUCCAUUUAUUCAUGAUUAAAAUUGGAAUGAAAUAAAUUUUUAUGGAAUUGAUGGAAUAAAUAUUAUAUUUCAUUCAUUACAAACAAAUGGUACACCAAUUUAUGGUAUAAAUGAAAUAGAGAAUUUCACAUUAUUUUAUUCCAAAAAUUGGCAUUCCAGUUUUGGUACUUAUGGAAGUAAUUUAAGCUUCCCAACUCUCUAAAAAGAAAGCAUAUUUUAAGAACGUGAAAAUUAACAUUAACAAUUAUAGAUAGUUGA